CGAUGCCCUAGCGUCCUCGGCAGUAGUGUGUAGGGCGCGCAGCAAUGGCGGCAGAUGCCGCGGCCCCGAUGGGAGGCCUGUUUCUAAAUCCCGAGCAUCGAUCGUCAAAGGUAUGGAAGGAUAAUGUCAGCACCGAUGCUCACGGCACGCCGUUUGCGAGGAAAUCACUGGCGAUGGAGGACAAUGAGGACGCGGAAGCGCUCAUGUGGGCAGCGCUGGAGGAGUUCCCAGCCUACGAGCGCCUCCGCAUGGUUUUUUUGGACGAGGCGGAGAAGAUCCCGGUGGAUGUGAGGUACCUGAGCAGGGGUGAGAGGCAGCGGGUGUUGGAGAGCGCGUUUGCCACCACCGAUCAAGACAAUCUCCACCUCUUGCAGCGGCUCAAGGAGCGCCUCCAGAGGGUCCGCAUUGCGCUUCCCACGGUGGAGGUUCGCUUCGAGCAUCUCCGGAUCAGUGCUGAUGUUCACGUUGGAUCGAGAGCUUUACCAAGCCUCACAAACUUCGUGAGGAAUUUUGUGGAGGACAUGCUAGUUUCUAUGAAGAUCAUGUCAUCGGACAAGAAGGAUUUUAAGAUUCUCAAGGACGUGAGUGGGGUCAUCAAACCCGGAAGAAUGACUCUUUUGCUGGGACCGCCUGGAGCUGGAAAGUCGACGUUGCUGGUGGCACUCGCUGGAAAGCUUGAAGCGGAUCUGAGGGCAACCGGUACAAUAACUUACAACGGCCAUGGCUUCAACGAGUUUGAACCCCUGGGAACUUCUGCGUAUAUUGGUCAAGAGGACAACCACAUUGGAGAGAUGACUGUCCGAGAGACACUGGAUUUUUCUGCUCGCUGCCAAGGUGUUGGCUACAAAAACGAGAUGCUAACCGAGCUAGUCGGCAGAGAGAAGGAGCGACACAUUCACCCGGAUCCUGAAAUUGAUGCCUUUAUGAAGGCAAUGGCUGUUAAAGGGAAAAAGCACAGUAUGGCUACAGACUACAUGAUGAAGGUGCUUGGCUUAGAAGUUUGUGCCGACACUUUGGUGGGGAAUGAAAUGCUUCGUGGCGUCUCAGGAGGGCAGAAGAAACGCGUGACUACAGGUGAAAUGGUUGUGGGGCCGAAAAAGACGCUUUUUAUGGACGAAAUCUCGACCGGGCUCGAUAGUUCCACCACGUUUCAAAUCGUCAAGUGCGUCAGAAAUUUUGUUCAUUUGCUAGAAGGGACAGUUCUGAUGGCGCUUCUUCAACCUCCUCCAGAAACGUAUGACCUUUUUGACGACGUGUUGCUACUGGCUGAAGGAUACGUAGUUUAUCUCGGUCCGAGAGAGAGCAUACUACACUUUUUCGAAUCGAUGGGUUUUAAGUUGCCCCCUCGGAAAGGAGUUGCUGAUUUUCUUCAAGAGGUAACCUCGAAGAAGGAUCAGAAGCAAUACUGGGCAGACAAGAGCAGGCCAUACCAGUACAUUCCAGUCGCGGUGUUUGCCGAGGCAUUCCAAGAUUAUCAAGCUGGUAAAGACCUUAGCGCGCACCUUGCCACCCCUUAUAACAAAGCAGGCAGCCAUCCUUCGGCUCUGUCGAAACGAAAGUAUGCAAUGUCAAGCUGGGAAUUGUUCAAGGCAUGCACCCAACGAGAAAUCCUCUUGAUUUCACGUCACAGAUUUCUCUACAUUUUUAAAACUACUCAGGUAGCCAUAAUGGCAAUAAUUACGGGCACGUUGUUCCUUCGAACGACAAUAGAGCCGACUAAUGAAAUCUACGGGAAUAUGUACCUCGGCUGCUUGUUUUUUGCGCUUAUUCAUAUGAUGUUUAAUGGCUUCUCCGAGAUGGCCAUCACGGUUCAUAGGCUUCCUGUCUUCUACAAGCAGAGAGAUAAUCGCUUCUAUCCAGCUUGGGCGUUUUCGUUGCCGAGCUGGUUUCUAAGAAUCCCUUACUCGGUGGUGGAAGCGGUUAUAUGGUCCUGUAUUAUAUACUAUUGCGUAGGCUUCACACCAGAGGCUGACAGGUUCUUCCGAUACAUGUUUCUAUUAAUGCUGAUGCAUCAAAUGGCAUUGGCAAUCUUUAGACUGAUUGGAGCUCUUGCUAGAGAUAUGGUGGUAGCAAAUACCUUCGGUUCAUUCGCUCUUCUUAUUGUAUUUUUGUUGGGUGGUUUUAUUAUAGCUAGAAAUGACAUACAUCCUUGGUGGAUAUGGGGGUACUGGCUUUCGCCUCUCUCUUAUUCACAGAAUGCCAUAGCUGUGAAUGAAUUUCUCGCUCCUCGAUGGAACCAGAAUGUUGCCACUGGAUAUAGAAAGCUUUAUAUCAACAUAAUGAAGCCAAGAGGAUUGUUUUUGGAAAGUUGGUGGUACUGGGUGGGAGUGGGCGUGCUGAUCGGGUAUAUGCUCUUGUUCAACCUGGUUGUGAUCCUUGCGUUUGCGUAUCUAGAUCCGCUGGGGAAACCACAGGCUGUCAUCCCAGAGGAUCCUGUUGAGCCACCGUCACUUGAAGCUGCUGUUCCAGGUAGGGAUCGACGCUUUCUCUUGCCAUUAUAUCAUCUCAGGUUUAUUACUCGUACAGAAACAGCGACAAAGAGAACGUUUCGAUCCGAUGGGACUCCGGAAAUGACCCUGGAUGUGGCUGCACUGGAAAAAAGAGAUUCAGGCAAGAAGAAAGGAAUGAUCUUGCCAUUUCAGCCUUUGUCCUUGACGUUUUUGAAGAUGUGCUACUACGUCGAUAUGCCUGCUGAAAUGAGAAGCCAGGGCCUGACUGACGCUCGACUACAGCUUCUUCGUAAUGUGAGCGGUGCAUUCAGGCCUGGUGUCUUGACUGCUCUUGUCGGUGUAAGCGGUGCGGGCAAGACGACGCUGAUGGAUGUUCUUGCUGGGAGAAAGACGGGUGGAUAUAUAGAAGGUGAUAUACGAGUAUCUGGCUACUCCAAAGUUCAGAAGACUUUCGCUCGUAUUUCUGGAUACGUGGAGCAGACGGACAUUCACUCCCCUCAAGUGACCGUUUACGAGUCUUUACUGUAUUCCUCGUGGCUACGGCUUCCACGAGAAGUGAACAAAACUACCAGAUAUGCGUUUGUGGAAGAAAUAAUGUCCCUGGUGGAGCUGGAUACGCUAAGAAAUGCUCUGGUGGGCCUUCCAGGGAGCACCGGUCUCUCUACUGAGCAACGGAAAAGGCUGACCAUUGCUGUGGAACUCGUGGCCAAUCCUUCAAUAAUCUUUAUGGAUGAGCCCACAUCCGGACUGGAUGCUCGUGCUGCCGCGAUAGUGAUGAGGACAGUCCGAAAUACUGUUGAUACAGGGCGCACUGUAGUUUGCACGAUUCAUCAGCCAAGUAUUGACAUCUUUGAGGCUUUCGACGAGCUCUUGCUGAUGAAAAGAGGUGGUCGUGUCAUCUACAUGGGACCGCUCGGGGAGAACUCUCAAACGAUGAUUGAUUAUUUCAUGACCGUUGAAGGCGUUCCAAUUAUUAAAGACGGAUAUAAUCCUGCAACAUGGAUGCUUGAAGUAACUAGUCCUGCGGCAGAGGCGCGGCUGAAAAAGGACUUUGCUGACAUUUACUCUGUUUCGGAUUUACACAGGGAAAUAGAAGAGCUUAUCGAGGAACUGAGUGUGCCACCACCUAGUUCCAGAGAUCUCUCUUUUCCAACGGAGUAUUCUCAGGAUUCAAUGACACAGUUUAAAGCAUGCUUGUGGAAGCAAAACUUGACGUAUUGGCGCAGCCCAAAUUACAACGCUGUUCGAUUUUUCUUUACUCUGAUUUGUGCUUUGAUUUUUGGCUCCGUUUUCUGGGACAUAGGAAGCAAAAGGGGUAGCCAACAAGAUCUGUUUAACGUCAUGGGAGCUCUCUAUGCAGCGGUGUUGUUUCUUGGGAUCAAUAACGCUUCAAGCGUACAACCGAUUGUCUCCGUUGAGCGCACGGUCUUUUAUCGCGAAAGAGCGGCUGGAAUGUACUCGCCUUUGCCGUAUGCCUUCGCACAAGGUGCCAUCGAGAUCCCUUACCUUGUACUGCAAACUAUCAUUUACGGCCUCGUCACAUACUCAAUGAUCCAUUUUGAAUGGACUGCCGCCAAAUUCUUUUGGUAUUUGCUCUUCAUGUUUCUAACUUUCACGUACUUCACGGUUUACGGGAUGAUGGCCAUUGGCCUGACGCCGUCGCAGCAACUAGCAGCGGUCAUCUCUUCUGCAUUUUACUCCCUAUGGAAUCUUUUCUCCGGGUUUAUCAUACCACAGCCUCUUAUCCCUGGCUGGUGGGUCUGGUUCUACUGGAUCAGUCCAAUUGCCUGGACUCUAUAUGGCCUGAUCGGCUCGCAGUUAGGGGACGUCAAGGAACGUAUGACUGCACAAGGCUAUGGUACGAUUCAGGUGGACGUUUUUUUGCGGCACUACUUCGGCUUCAGGCACGAUUGGCUUGGAUAUUGCGUUGCUGUCCUUAUUGCCUACAUCGUGGUUUUCUGGUUUGGGUUUGCGUAUUCCAUCAAGUACAUCAAUUUCCAAAAGCGCUGACCCUGGUGCGUUUUAAUACUUAGGUACCUAGUGUUCUGUGGGA
This is a messenger RNA of Selaginella moellendorffii, 4503 nucleotides long. RefSeq names its product ABC transporter G family member 31. The coding region runs from base 45 to 4460 and encodes 1471 amino acids. The record is from RefSeq and is a predicted model, not a curated record. Gene Ontology annotation, molecular function: ATP hydrolysis activity; ABC-type transporter activity; ATP binding. The transcript has 22 exons. Gene Ontology annotation, cellular component: membrane. Lineage: Eukaryota; Viridiplantae; Streptophyta; Lycopodiopsida; Selaginellales; Selaginellaceae.